GUUCAAAUUUUAUAAGAGAAACCCCUAAUUAAACCCAAAACCCUAAUAAUAUCUCAAAAUUUCCCCCAAAAAAGAAAAAUCGAAAAAAAUAAAUUAAUAAUGAAUCACAUAGAUGCAGCAGAAGAAAGAAUUGUAUCAGAAAGAUUGAGACAAAAGCUUAAUGAAGUUAAUGCUGCUGCUCAAGCCCAGCUCUCUGUUGUUCAAGAUCAUGUCAACUUCACUCUUCAGAAAGCGUACUUUAAAUGUGCGUAUGAGUGUUUUGAUAGAAGGAGAAAGCAAGAUGAUAUAAGUGCGUGUGUUGAGAAUUGUAGUGUUCCUGUUCUUCAAGCUCAGAAUCUCGUUGAAGGUGAAAUGGCUAAGUUUCAGGAACGAUUGAACCGGUCACUUAUGGUAUGCCGAGACAAAUUUGAAUCUGCAAAGCUCCAAAAUAUUAAAACAAAUGCGGCACAGGAUAUGGAGUCAUGUGUUAACCAGGCAAUUGAUGAAAACGUGAGGGCAUUGCCACAUUUGGUAGAAAAGUUGAAGGCUUCUCUUGCCAUCAGUCCUACAGAAGAGUAAAAUUGCAUGCCUUUUUAGUAGUUCGUAGAAUGCAUUGUUAUGCAGGCUAACCUCCAUAUGCUAGUUUAUAUCGACUUGAACAGAAUGGUUUGCUGUCAUAUUGUUGUUGAGCAGUAUGCCCGGCAUUAAAAAUUUAUAUGUUGGAGCUGAAAUAAUUGAGCAACUUUUAGUCUUG
Molecule: messenger RNA, 733 nt
Organism: Erigeron canadensis
Lineage: Eukaryota; Viridiplantae; Streptophyta; Magnoliopsida; Asterales; Asteraceae
Product: protein FAM136A-like
Exons: 3
Coding region: 100-558 (152 amino acids)
Cellular component (GO): cytoplasm
Source: RefSeq, a predicted model, not a curated record